This is a messenger RNA of Fusarium oxysporum Fo47, 951 nucleotides long. RefSeq lists its product as uncharacterized. Bases 1 to 951 code for a protein of 316 amino acids. The record is from RefSeq and is a predicted model, not a curated record. Lineage: Eukaryota; Fungi; Ascomycota; Sordariomycetes; Hypocreales; Nectriaceae. The transcript has 3 exons.
AUGUCUGAGCAUGGCGCAAGGCCCUCAAGUCCAGCCAAGGUUGCCCUUGAAGCAUGGUCGCAGGGCUGUAUGAUCGGGGCCUUGAUUAUUAUGAUUGGCAUUACCUUUGUCAAUAUGCGCCGUGGUGUUCUCCUGCACAAACUCAUUCUGAUUGAGCUUCUCUUGGCCAUGCCCAAUGGCUUCUUUACCUUUUUCGAUCCGCCAACGUGGGGAUGGUACCUUUCCUCAACAGUUAUCUUCCUCGCCAUCUCAUGGAAUCUACACAACGUCAUCGCUUGGCUCAAGAACAAACCAUUUCUUUCGAAACGAUAUAACACCAUAUAUAUUGGUACUAUUAUCUUAGUCCAGCCCUACUGGGUUCUGGAGAUCUAUGCCAACUUCACCUAUUUUAACCCCCCUUAUUCUCGUCUAUUUGUCUCAACUCGACCUCUUGAGGCUGUCUGUCGUGACCCGUGGUGGAUAUUCACCGCUCUCAACCUGUUCUGGAACAUCAAAUACCGGUACGAGUUCAAACCUCUCGAAAUCGUCCGCGUAUCUCCUCGAUUCGGUCUCUUGCUUCUGAGCAUGACCCUUAGUAUUAUCUUUAUCACUGUGGAUCUCUUUUCUGUUACGCCUGUGAUUCCCAUCGGCUACAUCAACCCGUUUUGGAAAUUCGCCUUCAUAUUUAAAUGCUUUACCGAUACCAUCGUUCUCGACGACUUCAAAACUGCAUUGGAUAAGCUGAGUCGGUAUAAGAUGGAGCAGAACUAUCCAUUGCCAUUCAGCAGACCGAGAAGUCACAUAGAAGCACAGCCCCCAGGGUCAAGCCUUGUCCACUUUGACGUUAUUUGCCCGGUCGAAAGCUCGAGGUUAGUGACAGUGGAACAUCUGGAGAAGGCAGACAACAGUCCGGUCUCUUGCCCACCAAGGGUAGUUAGAGCCUCAGAUACAGGGCUUGUAGAUAGAGUGUAG